Spirodela intermedia is the source of this 484-nucleotide messenger RNA. The record is from the annotation of a GenBank genome assembly. NCBI's taxonomy places the organism in Eukaryota, Viridiplantae, Streptophyta, Magnoliopsida, Alismatales, Araceae.
AUGGCGUCCCUCAACGAGUCCAGCUUCAAGGUCGGGCGCCUCUCCAUCGAAGAAAGACAAGAGAAGAUCAAUAGAUACAUGAAGAAGAGGAACGAGAGGAAUUUCAGCAAGAAGAUCAAGGUUCGGGCCCCUCUCUCUCUCUCUCUCUCUCUCUCUCUCUCUCCCUAUCCAAACUCCUGCCACCUUUCUAUAUCUCUCUCUUUCUAUCUCAUGGUCCGGGCUCAUAGUCUGUUUCUUCGGGCCCGAGCUCGGAGCCUCUGAACUAAGAAACCAUGUUUUCCCUCCCACAUGCACUGACGAAAAGAGCUUCCAGUAUGCAUGCAGGAAGACCCUGGCGGACAGCCGGCCCCGCGUCCGGGGGAGAUUCGCGAAGAACGACGAGUUUGGGGAGGCGACGAAGGCCGGCUCCAGCAACCAAGAAGAAGACGACGAGGAAGAGGUAAGCUCCCCCUCUCCGUCCCCGCCCUCUCCAGCAAACUCUUAG